UGUUACUGAGUGCGCCGUUCUUAUGUUGUUCUAAAACGGUCCCCCCGCGGUGAUAUCGUCAGCUGCUGCGGUCUUCGGCUGACAGAACAUAGAAUCUGCUGCUGAAAAUCAUUGCAUGAUUUGAUACGAUCCCGGUGUGUCCUUGAAAAUUUUGUUUUCCAAAAUACGCUUGACCCGUUGAGGCGUAUCAUAGUUUGAUGCAGUCAUCAGUUAGUGAGCGAUAGGCGUACAACCGAGUUGUCCUGCCGAAAAAAAACAACACGUGGCUUGCCCAGAGAUUGACAUAAUGUCAAAAGUAACGAGUGCAGUUUGAAUUUUCUCUUCAAGUCUGACGAAUUUUCGACCGGAGGAUUUCCGUCGUACAACGAAUAUCGAUCGAUUGAGAUUUACUGGAAGUAGCAAGCACAACAAACGCAUAGCUGACCGCAAUCAGGAUGGAUUGGCUGGAAGACCGGAGCGUCUGGCACCUUUUGGCCGAUUUUCUCUCGAUACUAACGAUUGCUUCCUGUUUGGUAUGCAAGGUGCCGCAGAUUCAAACCGUUCGGCAUAACAAAUCAGCCGCCGGAUUGUCCCUGAAUGGGUUGCUGCUGGAACUAUGCAGCUACACGGUGACGAUGCUGUACAAUUUCACCAACAAGUAUGCCUUCCUGUCCUACAUGGAGUACCCGAUUCUGCUGGCUCAGGAGUACGCGCUGAUCUACGUGGUGCUCAAAUACAAAAAUCUGCUGGGAAAGACUGCCUACAUUUGGGCCGGAGUCUAUGUGGCCGUCUUUCUAGGGUUUGGGACCGGAAUCGUGCCCGCCGGAUUGUUGCUGUAUUUAGUGCCCCUGACGACUCCAGUUGGCGCCACCAGCAAAGUGAUGCAACUGAUGGCCAUUCUCCGUUCCAAAGAUGCACAAUCGGUCAGCUUGAUAACCUGGAGCAUUUCUGCAUUUACCAAUGCCACCCGUAUCUACACCAUCAUGCUGGAUUCGGCCGACAAAAUGCUGCUGGCUAACUUUUCCAUUUCGACCCUGCUGAGCUCAUCCAUCUUUGCGGCCGCCUGGUACUACAAGAAACCGAAGAAGGAAUAAUAAACCUAUCGCGGGCGACGAUCACACUUCCACUAUUCUAUGCACAACCACCAAAGUUAAAGUAAAUUUGCACCAAUCACAACGCUUCUCACGUUUUGUAGGUCGCAUCAAGCUGCGACUAUACACAGGUUAAAGCUUCACAAUACGGAUUCUAGUCCCAGCAUGUUCUAGUUAGUUGCACAACGUGGUCCUGCAAAGAAUCACCAGAUCUGACACAGGUAUCACACAAUGCUUUUAAAAAAUAGCUUUCAAAAAAGCGAAAAAGACAAAUAAAUCUAAGAUCUUAACAGUUUAAAAAGUUUUUACAAUGCUGUUAGAUAUUUUCGAACGUUUCAUAAAUCUUCACCGAUCACCUUUUAAAUACUCUUUCAAGGAUUUCUCAACUUUUCCACCAAUCACUAACCACGAGCUGAGAUUGCUAAAGGUAUAUGUACGUUCGUAUAAUCCAACAUUCACUGAAUAGUUACAUGUUUACUCCUUCCCGUGUUAAACUGUCAUGGAAAAACUUUUCGCCUUCCACAAGCGACUGCUGAUGAAUAUUGAAACAUAGAAUCUAUUACUGAACUGUGUUGAUGUGUAACUGUAGGAACACUUUAAUAGUUCAGUAACAGUGCGGUAACUCAUCGGUAGUACGGGUUUGUUUGCUUCUUUCAAUCAGUUUGAAAUCUGAAUACUUCUUUGCAGCGAUGUGACGACUACUAAAAUGGAAUCAUUGAAUCUUAAGCUUCUAGCAUUUUGUAUUGCGUAUCUCUAGAUUUCUACUAAUAAAUAGCUGAGAAUGUGUUCUAUGUUAUGUAGUACUCUGUCUCUACUUUGGAUCAUGUUUUACAUU
Molecule: messenger RNA, 1905 nt
Organism: Uranotaenia lowii
Lineage: Eukaryota; Metazoa; Arthropoda; Insecta; Diptera; Culicidae
Product: solute carrier family 66 member 3
Exons: 5
Coding region: 435-1073 (212 amino acids)
Source: RefSeq, a predicted model, not a curated record